AUGGCAUCUCCCUCCCCCCAAGACCACUACGCCUACACCCCCGCUGCCACCCUCUCGACCCGCGCCCUCCUCACGAACCCCCCGCCCGGCCCAACCCGCACCGAAUCCUCCAUCAGCAGCGUCUCCGCCGCGCUGACCCCCAACACCCGCACAGAAGCCGAAGCAGCACUCACCUACAACAGCGCCCAGCAGACCGACUCCGCGGCGCCGACCUCUAGCUCUACGUUCCCGACCUCGGGCGCGGGGGACGACAUGGUAGACGGUGUUUCAGAGUCGCCGCGGCCGGGGCUGCCGCUAAGGACGAGCAGUCAUCAUUAUGCUGAUGCGGUUGGGGCGGCUGCGCCGACUGAAGAGGAUGCGGACGUGGGGGCUGGAUACGCGGCUGAGGGUACGGAGAAGUACGUGAGCGGGCGGAGUGGCGUGGGGAGUCAAAGUUGGAGGCCGAGUGGGGUGAGGCAGCAGAGUUAUAGCAAGGAAGAUAUGCGGCGGUUGAUGCAGGAGAGGCUUAUGAAGGAGCACCCCACGGACCCGGGGUAUCAGAGUGGGAAUGAGAAGCCGUAA
Messenger RNA from Coniosporium apollinis CBS 100218, 561 nucleotides. RefSeq lists its product as uncharacterized. NCBI's taxonomy places the organism in Eukaryota, Fungi, Ascomycota, Dothideomycetes. Bases 1 to 561 code for a protein of 186 amino acids. The transcript has a single exon. The record is from RefSeq and is a predicted model, not a curated record.